GGUGCGUGCGCAAAUCGAUCGUCGUACGAAUACGUGUGUGUGUGUGUGUGUGUGUGUGUGUUUGCGCGCGUGUUUGUGUGUGUGUUUGCGCGUGGAGGGGUGCGCGGGGAAGGGAUUUGGGAGCGCGCAAACGCCGCCCGGCGGCACAGCGACAGCGUCAUCACCGGCAGCACCGGCAGUCGGCGGAUCGGCGCGUUCCGUGUGUCUGGCCUAGUACACACAUUGUUGGCUGCAAUUGGUGUCGUCGUCGUACGGUACGUACGGUACGUAUAUAUUCUAUUCGUACGGGCCCACCGCGUAUACCACGGUACAGGCGCGCUCGCACGAAUCGCACUGAAGCCCGAUAGCCGCACUGCGCGGUACACGUCGUAAUAUCGUACGACCGUACAGUACAGCCGAUCCUGCCCGUGCCCCGCUGACUCCAACAUUGCCGUUUCCAUACGAUAAUCAUAUCAUAGUCGUUAUUGUUAAUAUUAUAUUGUUACGAGUACGGCCGAAGACCACACCGCCGGGGCGUCGCCGAGGAAAAACGCCGUGCGCCAGACGCCGCCGUCAUGACGCCCGUCAUCAAUUCGACGACGUUGGCAACCGUGCCGCUAGCGUGACAUGGACAAGCGUGCGGAACACGUGAGGAAAUUGCCUCCGUUGGCCUCGUCCGAAGAUCUCAGUGAGGAUUUAUUAGACAGCCCGGAAGCUGACGCCAAAAACAAAUGUUUGGAAGACAUCGAGGAAGUGCCGAACACGCCGGGCAAGGCGUCAAGACAACAGACGAUAUGUUUGGCGAUGCCAAACACCCCAAGGAUAGACAUCUCUCGAGCCAGCAGUUCUUCACAUCACGACGACAGUAGUCCCGAGAGAGACUUGUUUGUCGACGCUGACGGAAAAUCCGUUGAAUCUGUUAAAUCUGGUCUAGGAUAUACGGAAGAGAUUAUAACUGACCUCCAUAGCAGUACUGAAGAAUUAAACUUUCACGACUUAACUGAAUCGGAAAUCAGAAGGCGGCGGUCAAAACUGCAGCCUCAAUACGCGGUUUCUGACGCUACUAUGGAUACGGAUUUUGCUGCUGAUCGAAGAGAUACAGCUAGCGAAUCCGGUUUUCUGUGCAUUAGUGGUCGUAGUAGCCGAGUUUCUUCAGUAGGAUCAGUACACUCCACUGCCUCCAUAGCUUCUGCAGCAUCACGUUUGUCUGCUGCGUCGAAUUAUUCCAGAGCUUCCAGAGGUUCAUCACCACAUAGAGUUCUUUUGGAAACAUCGUUUUGUGGUCCAAAAUCACCAGAACACUUUGCCAAUCGCCAACUGAUUCCUAUCAACGACGACGACGACGAUCUAAGUGAACCAACUGUUAGACCAAAAUUAGCAGACAUUGAAACUCAAACAGAACAAAGACCAAAAAAAGUGCACGUAGAAUCUGUCAAAAAAGAAAUAAAAAACGAUCAAGUUAAAGCAAAAGUAAAGAAAACUAAAUCAAAAGAAAUAAAAGAGGUUAAAGAAAUUAAAGUGGUUAAAGAAAUAAAAGUUACAAAAGAUCUGGCCAUGGAAAAAGAAUCAAAAGAAAGAAAAACAAAAGCAAAGCCUACUUCAAAAGUAAAAGUCGUACUAGAUAACCCCAAAACACAAAAAUUUGUACCAUUAGACAGUCUCGAUGACGACGACAUAGAAAUAAUUCAGGGUAAUGCACCGAAACAAGUCCCAACAGCUAUACCAAGGGAGAAGUCAUCUCGUCCAAAAAUAACUACAGGAGAAAAUCAAAUUUACAUUCCAUUAAACCCUGAUCCAAUCGAACAAGGAUCUGUAAAUCCUACUAGUCCAAAACGAUUAAAACCAUUUACAAACCGGACAUUAGUAGAUUUCAUCAAUAGAGAUCCGGCAACUAUUGAAUCUUCUAAAAGAAUAAGGAGACCAAUUAGAUCAGGCUCGCCAGGAAUCAGAGAAGAGUUUAAAAAGUUCAUAUCAAGCGCAGAUGAAGAGGCUGAUGGAGCUCCGAUACAACCUGUAAAGUUAAGAAAACAAAUGAGCGUUGAAAUGACAAAAAGAAAGUCUAUAGAUCAAGAUUGCUCUUCCAGAUCCAUGUCACCGUCAAUAUUUGAAGAGUUUCAAAAGUUUAUUUCUGAACCAGAAGAUGGAGAUAUAAAUGUUACAAAACUUGAAACAAAAAAUCGUUGUUCGGCUAUUUCCAUUACGAGCCGUGAAGUACAAUCUGUAGUUGGGGCGGGGUUAACAGAUAGUCCAAAUCUUGGAAGAUCGUUAUCUCCGUCAAUACACGAAGAAUUUCAUAAAUUUAUGGCACAACCAGACGACGAAGAAAAAGGUAUCAUACAUAAAACAUUACCUCACACAGCAUACAAAAACCCUAUUGAAGGUAGUCCUUCGUUGUCGACUUCAAGUAACAUUCGUUCGAUCUCACCAAGUAUUUACGAAGAGUUCCAAAAAUUCAUUGUAGAACCUGAAGGUAAUGAUGAUUUACUACCAGCACCACCACCGAGAAAACACGAUAAUGAUUUACACCCAGAUGAAGCUUCUUGUAGUAGAUCUAUAAGUCCAGGAAUUCUAGAUGAAUUCCAAAAGUUUAUAAGUGAACCAGACGAUGAUUCGUCAGGUAGAAGAACAUGUGAUCCUGCGCCACCAGCAAAAAGUCAACAAAUGAUUAAAGUCCAAGUACAUUGUACACCUGGAAGUCCACCGCCGGAACAAAUAGUCAUAAAAAAUUCAGGAAGACCUAAAUCUGACGAUCUAGUGAAAAUCAUACCACUUAAAAGCGAAGACGACGAUUCAGGUCAGCUACAAUCUGUCUCUUCAUCGCAAGCUCAGAUCCUCAGGAGGCGUUCCGAGUCUUCCAAGGAAGCCAGACCGAAAACCGGUACAAUGGAUAAAUCUAAGGACCGUAGAGGAUCAAGUCGUUCGCUGUUGGGAUCACUUCUACACCGAGCUAGCAGUUUUAGAAGUAUUAACAAGAAAUCUCCAAAACGAUCUAGUGUGUCGGAGUUUGUUGAUAUUGAUCCGAAAUUCACUAACGUAGAGUUCAAAUUUAAUCAAGAUAUAGAAAAGGAUACGGUUAUAAUUCCAUUGCACUCUCCUAAUGAUAGUUUUGACGAACUCGUUGUUAGCGAUUCAGAUUCAAAUAUCACAAGGGCAGUUGUUCACGUUUCAUAUGAACCUAAGCAAGUAGAAAUAGAAACCGUAUCGAAUAAAAAAUUAUUCGACGAUUUGGUAACGCACCAUAACAAAGUGCUAGUAGAAUCAAUAGACAAAGUUAAUGUUGUUGAUGAUACCGUUAAAAAUAUUCAAAUCAUCAAAGAUGACAUUUGGAACAGUAACGAAAUUGGUGAUUGCAAAAUUACAAAUAAUUUAGUGAAACUCGAAGAGUCGUCAUUAUCACCCGGAUUUAGUAGAUCACAAGAACCGGUGCACUCGGCCAACAGCAACGAUACGUCACCAGACUCGGAAGUGAUGUCGUCGCUUUCGAUUGCUGCCACAGAAGAAGAGAAGAAAAAAUUAUUCAGCCACCCAAAUUCGGUGGAAGAAGAAUUACCACAUGUUCCGACAACACUUCCGCUAGAAAGGUCGGUGGCCGUGCCAAUUAUACCCGUCAAGCAUCGGAUCGCCGAGACGAAGACUUGUUCGUUGGAUAGGCCGACUCCGCGGUGCAGCACACCCGGCGCCACCGACUUACCUUCGGGACUAGGAACUUACGCCAUCGCAGCCGCGUUCGAAGACUCACCGGUUGUCGCCAGCAAAAUACAGAUCAUACUACCGAAAUUCAGUAAACCCGCAACCACCGUCCAGACACCGACUACUGAUCCCCCGAGGCGUCGCCGAGCCCGCAGCGUCAACGUGCCGAUGAGCUGCUCGCGAGGCCGCUGGGUGGACUUUGACGACGACGACAACCUCAAGCGCGGCGGCGAGGCGUCGUUCAAGCCCAGGUCGCCCAAGAAGAUCACUGUUCUACCCAUGUCCAUGAGACCCCGUCGGCGAUCGUCGUCCACCAACGCGGACCACAGCCGAUGUGGGUGCGACUGUCACCUCCACGGAGGACACGAAACAUGGCCCGCGGUCACCAGGAACAGGAGCGACACGACUUGAACGAAACCCAAUAAACGCCAAAAACAAACGAACCGUCGUCGUCCCCCGUCGUACCAUGAGCUAUGAACGACUGACCCUGUCGUCGUUUUCCGUCUCAAUAAUAUUCGGUUAGGUGGUAAUGAUAAUUGAUAAUAUUUAUAAUUUACUGUUACGAAAUACUGUUUAUAUACUGUUAUUAUAUUCAUUGCGAUUUUACUCAAUUCGAAACGAUAUUUUAUAAUAGGUAUGUUAUUUACGCAUAUAUUAUGUACCCGUCUAAUUAUUAUAAUUAUGUUAUACUAUGUAUGAAAACAUUUUUUUUAAAUAUAAUAUAUAUAUAUACUAGCUGCGCCGUGCGGCGUGCAAGUUCUACAGAAUAUUGUAGUCGAAAAAGACGUGCAAACUGCAGCGUAGGUGUUCGGCCAUAGGCGACAAAAAUCGUGUUCUGAAUACAAAGUUCUGUAUAAAAAAAUAUAUAGUAAUAAAUUGAAUAAUAACAGUUAAAUUUUACGCACUGCCAUUCUUUAAAAAAAAAAAAACAUAAAA
This is a messenger RNA of Metopolophium dirhodum (rose-grain aphid), 4605 nucleotides long. RefSeq lists its product as uncharacterized. The coding region runs from base 607 to 4080 and encodes 1157 amino acids. The transcript has 9 exons. Lineage: Eukaryota; Metazoa; Arthropoda; Insecta; Hemiptera; Aphididae. The record is from RefSeq and is a predicted model, not a curated record.